Messenger RNA from Rotaria socialis, 1164 nucleotides. Lineage: Eukaryota; Metazoa; Rotifera; Eurotatoria; Philodinida; Philodinidae. The record is from the annotation of a GenBank genome assembly.
AUGGGAAAUUUGAAAAAUGACGCGCUACAUACACGCUGUUCUUAUCUUGCAAAUGCAAUAAAAAGAAAUAAAGAAAGUCGUCGUCAGCUUGCUAGCAUUCCAGAUGCAACUGUUCCUGUAUCAUUGGAACGAAAUUCACUACAAGAAAUAGACAUUAUUCCAACAGCUCGCUUACGAACUUAUGCAUCGUGGCCUCACAGCACGCCUAACCGUAAAGUAAUGUCCUCAAGUGGUUGGUUCUAUACUAAUUUUAACGAUCGAGUUAUUUGCAUAUAUUGCAACACAGUGUGUCAUAAAUGGAUCAAUACGGAUGAUCCGUUUGAAGUUCAUGCUAGACUUGCCCCCAAAUGUCCCUUCGUUGUAUCAGCUACGCCGACAACGAAAGAAGCCCCUGCAUUGGUUACUCAAAAUGUUGAAGGAGAUUUCCAACCACGUCAUCCAUUGAUGCGUACAAUGUUGGAACGACAAGAAACAUUCAAUAACAACACUUGGACAUACACGUCACCGACUGUCCAUGAUUUAGCGGAAGCUGGAUUUUUCUAUGCUGGUUAUGGAAAUCUAGUAAUUUGCUUUUACUGUGGCGGGUCAUUAAAGCACUGGGGUGCUAACGAUAACCCGAAGGUAGAACAUUGUCGAUGGUUUCCAAAUUGUCUUUAUGCUAAACAUUUAUCUGGUGAUGAUCUUUAUGAGCGAAUCCAAAUUCGUAAAAAUCAACUCGAAAUACAAAAUAACCGUAUUGAUGACGAAAUUCUAAAGCGUCUUAUUCAAGCAAGACUUGAUCUACCUUUGACUCGACGUCUAAGCGCAAAGUAUGGAAUUUCUAUUGUAAGAAGAUGUAUUGAAGAUCAAUGGAAAAUGAAUAAUGAUGACUUUUCGUCAGAUAGUGACCUAAUGAUAGCUUGUUUUAUUCUUCGGCAACAAAUUGAUGCUUGUCAAGGUGAUAAAAAUAAAUUAAUAGUUCCUUCACAAAGCCAGAUACCAGUCAGCUCAAGUAACAUGGCGCAAACAAAAUUAGCAGAAUGCGUUGUAUGCAUUACGGAAGGAAGACAACUAGCUUGCUUGCCCUGUGGACACGUAUGUGCUUGUGUUGUAUGUGGAUACAGCCUUCAAACAUGUCCUGUAUGCAGACACACAAUUCAAUCAGUUGUUCGAAUUUAUCCUUAA